This is a messenger RNA of Sus scrofa (pig), 979 nucleotides long. Its product is annotated as olfactory receptor 8A1-like. Gene Ontology annotation, cellular component: membrane. The record is from RefSeq and is a predicted model, not a curated record. Gene Ontology annotation, molecular function: G protein-coupled receptor activity; olfactory receptor activity. Gene Ontology annotation, biological process: G protein-coupled receptor signaling pathway. Lineage: Eukaryota; Metazoa; Chordata; Mammalia; Artiodactyla; Suidae.
CAUCCCCACAGGGCCCCCAGCCAGAGAAUGGCUGCAGAAAAUCACUCUACAGUCACAGAGUUCAUUCUUGGAGGUUUAACCAGUCGGCCAGAGCUCCAGCUCCCCCUCUUCCUCCUCUUUCUUGGGAUCUACUCCAUCACCAUGCUAGGGAACCUGGGCAUGAUCACACUGAUUUGGCUGAGUGCUCAGCUUCACACCCCCAUGUACUACUUCCUCAGCAAUCUGUCACUCGUGGAUCUCUGCUACUCUUCUGCCAUUACCCCAAAGAUGCUGGUGAACUUUGUGUCAGAGAAGAACACCAUCUCCUACACAGGGUGCAUGUGCCAGCUCUACUUCUUCCUUGUGUUUGUCAUUGCUGAGUGUUACAUGCUGACAGUGAUGGCCUAUGACCGCUAUGUCGCCAUCUGCAGACCUCUGUUUUACAACACCAUCAUGUCUCAUCAAGUCUGCUCCCUGCUGGUGGUCACCGUCUAUGCCAUAGCACUCAUUGACUCAACCGUAGAGACUGGCCUCAUAUUGAAACUGUCCUAUUGUGAGCCCCUCAUCAGUCAUUACUUCUGUGACAUUGUUCCCCUCAUGAAGCUCUCCUGCUCUAACACCUAUGAUGUUGAGACGACAACUUUCUUUUUGGCUGGAUUCAACAUUGUAGUCACUGGCUUAAUGGUCCUCAUUUCCUAUGCCUUCAUCCUGUCCAGCAUCCUCCACAUCAGCACCACAGAGGGAAGGUCCAAAGCCUUCAACACCUGCAGCUCCCACGUUGUGGCAGUUGGGAUAUUCUAUGGAACAAUGGCAUUCAUGUACUUGAAACCCUCCACAGCCAGUUCCCUGGCCCAGGAGAACGUGGCCUCUGUGUUCUACACCACAGUCAUCCCCAUGCUGAACCCCCUCAUCUACAGCCUGAGGAAUAAGGAAGUAAAGGCUGCCAUGCAGAAAACUCUGAGAGGAAAACUUAAUUGAUGCAAAUGUUAUUUUUCCUUCU